CUGAUCCUCGAAAAUCAGAGCCAAACCACAAGACUGACUAAGAUUUCAACUGUCUCUCGCUCUCCUGUUUUGCUGCCUUUACCAAGAGAGAAUGAAACCAAAAUUUCUGUUUCUCUUCCUUGUAUUAUGCAGUCUCACUAUAGACAACGUUUUAGCAACCUCACUUGGAACUCAUGGCAAAAUUCCCGACAAUGAAACAAUAUACCGAGUCUCCAAGCAACAGUGUUGGGGUUGUAUUGGAGAGUCACUAGAGUUCCUAUUCACUCACAAUUUGGUGAGGGCAACCAAAUGGGAGCCACUCUUGUUUUGGGAUUUCCAGCUUGAGAAAUAUGCCCGAUGGUGGGCACUUCAAAGGAAAGCAGACUGCAAGCUACAGCAUUCGUUUCCAGAGGGAGAUUUCAAGCUGGGAGAGAACAUAUACUGGGGCAGUGGCUCGGCGUGGAGGCCCGGUGAUGCAGUGAGUGCCUGGUCCGAGGAAGAAAAAUAUUACGACUAUGCAACCAACUCGUGCCAGGAGGGACAGAUGUGCGGCCACUACACCCAAAUUGUUUGGAAGAAUACCCGAAGAAUUGGCUGCGCUCGAGUGGUUUGCGACACUGGAGAUGUGUUCAUGACUUGCAAUUAUGAUCCGCCGGGUAAUUAUAUCGGCGAAAGGCCAUAUUGAUAUGGUUCAAUAUUCCAAUUCCAAGGGGUACCUAACUAUACUUGUUCAACUUCCAAUAUUUUCGAAAAUUUGUUCUCUCGAUGCUAUCACACUAUUUCAUUAAAGCUAAUAAGUUUUCCGAAAACUAGUGAACAAGUAUAUUAAGGUACUCAAUAGAAAUAUAUAUAUAUAUAUAUAUAUAUAUACGAGUUUGAUGUGAAUAUUAUAGUAAAUAUGUUUGCCAUUUGAGUGUCGAUGGACAUAGCAACAUCAUAUAGGAGGUAAGGAGUGCGGGCUAAAUUCUGUACUUGUCAUCUUUAUCUAUGAGAUGUGAUGUGAUGGUUACUCAUUUCGUCCGUAAAUCACGAGAUCGGGAAUUCGAUCAUUGCUCAUGAGAAUGAAAAAUAUUUCGUGAUCA
Molecule: messenger RNA, 1061 nt
Organism: Gossypium raimondii (Peruvian cotton)
Lineage: Eukaryota; Viridiplantae; Streptophyta; Magnoliopsida; Malvales; Malvaceae
Product: pathogenesis-related protein PR-1
Exons: 1
Coding region: 92-664 (190 amino acids)
Cellular component (GO): extracellular region
Source: RefSeq, a predicted model, not a curated record